AUGGCAGAAACCGCAGCGAUAGCACCACCACCACAACCAAUGGCACCACCGCAACCAGUGGAGGAAAACGCAACGGCGGCACCGCCACAACCAAUGGCACCACCGCAACCAAUGGCGGAAAACGCAACGGCGGCACCACCGCAACCAAUGGCGGAAAGCGCAACUGUCGUUGUGGUGGUGCCACCACCACCGCCAAACGGCGCCACAACAUUCCUCUGCCUCAUCCUCGCCUUCUUCAUCCCUCCCCUCGGCGUUUUCCUCAAGUACAAAUGUGAGAUUGAAUUCUGGAUCUGCCUCAUCCUAACAUUCUUGGCCUACGCGCCGGGCAUCAUCUACGCCGUCUGGGUGAUCGUGAAGUAG
Messenger RNA from Triticum urartu, 360 nucleotides. RefSeq lists its product as uncharacterized. The record is from RefSeq and is a predicted model, not a curated record. Gene Ontology annotation, cellular component: membrane. Lineage: Eukaryota; Viridiplantae; Streptophyta; Magnoliopsida; Poales; Poaceae.